GCUAGCAACCCCGGAUCAGAUCAGCACCGCACCGCACCGCACCGCACCCCUUCGCAUAGGGACAGCCAGCUUGGUAGAGAAUACGGAUGCUCCAGGCCGCAAUUCCUCCUGUGAUGCACUCACAGCCCCGAAGCAACCCGCCUGCUUCUUUGGCUACCUCUUUUGUUCAUCGAGUGUAGACAAUACAUUGUGAUAUACAUACUCCCACUCCUUACUCAACACCGAAAACAUCAGCAACUGCCAAGCUCCUUACUUCCUUGGGACGCAUCUUGCCUCGGUAUUCAGCACAAUACCAGGCAUUACCCUCGCCAUUUACCUUCUCAUCUAGUCACCAUUGGCCAAGUUGGCCAACCGUUGCAUUUGAUCUGGACUCGGAGCAGCAAUGGCGCCCAACAAAAAGAAACGCCAACCCAAGGUCACCUUUGACGAUCCCAUUUCUCCCUCUCCUCGCUCCACCGGCCGAUCCACCUCAUCAGUCAAAGGGUCCGGCCGCCAGACUCGUUCCCAAGCCCGUGCACUUUUGUCGGAGAGUAAGCUGCAAGCUUCCAGUGCAACGUCGCAGGGCAAUGCCUCGGCAGAGAAGCUGCCACUAGCUAGCUCCGCUGGCUCGACGUCUAAAGUUGACGAUGGCGGACAGGCCCCUGCAGGAACUGCGCCCUUGGGUGGUGCCCCAGACUUGAUAAUUGAGGAGUACAUGGGUGACGAUGAAGCACCAGAAGACAACAACACCUCUCAAGUCGAGCCUACACGCAGUUCUGCUAUCACACCCGUAUCAAUGUUGAGACGCCGCACUGCCAAAGUCAAGCUCUCAGCGAAUUCGGCAAAUACUGGAAAUAAUGAAGACGACGACGAUGCUGAACCGGUUGCCACACCACAUUCGAACAGGCGAAAACGCAGGGCAGCUGUCGAGCCUAGCCAGGAUGAGGAAGAGUCCCCUGUGAAGGCUAGGAAAACGGCAGAAAAGACCACGCCUGCCCGACCCCCGCCAGGUCUGGUUCGAGGACGUCUAUCACCCAGAACUCGUUCAGCCAGGAGGGCUGCGCUAUCCGCAAAAAAUCCAAGCUCCUCCAGAGGCCACCGUUCUCGAAAGCAGAAAAACCUUGAACUCAUUCGUCGUCGCCGGGCCGGGGAGAAAAUUACGGACGUCACAGAGUCGGAGCCUUCCUCUGACGAACAGAAGAGGAAGCCAGCCUUAUUUGAUUCCGACAGUGAAGCGGACCUCCACGUUUUGACUGUAUUUCAUGAUGAGGAGCCGGAUGUCGAGCCACCAGAGCCGCAGUCGGCACCCGACGACGCCCAGCAGAAUGCCAAUGCCGACGUCGAGGACGACCUCGACGGCUUUAUUACUCAUGACAGCAAUGCUCUUCUGGGAGCCCCUGCCGAUAUUGAUAUCCCCCUGCAGUUCACCUCGCAGGCACACAUGCCACUCCGGGUCCAGUUUACACACGUUGUGGAGUGGCUUGUCCAGAACAAGGUCAACCCGGUAUUCGACCGCAGGGACGAGUUGUAUCUGAACGCCUGGCGCAAGCUGGGGGAUGAGUUUAUUGCUCUCGCAUCGUCCAAGUUUUCCUCCGCAGCCUGGAAACCCCAAUUCUACCUUUCGCUCAAGGCUAGACCUACCAUGGAGGUACUGGAUGUGAGCGAGAGCGGCAGCGAUGCCACGAUGUGCGAGGCUUGCGGCCGCAGCGGCCACCCUGCUAAAUUUGAGAUUCAAUUCUCGGGCCAGCCUUACUACAAGGAUACCCUUACGGAAAUCGAGUCCGACUCAGAAGAAGAGGGCAAUAGUGGGCAUGAAUCUGUCGACUCCAAUGGCGAGGUCUUGCCGUCAGCUAGGACGCGGUGGAGAGUUGGUGCCGUGUGUUGUAGCAACGCUGAGACGGCGCAUAGCCUGCUUCACUGGAAGCAUGCACUCAAGGAACAGGUGGAGGAGCAGCUCAGAAACGACGGCUGGAUGGCACCGGACAAGCUUAAGGAGCGAGAGCGUAUGAAGUCCAAGGCGCGUCGAAGGCUCGCUGACAGCAUCACGGAUAGCUGGGACCAUUUUGAAGGUUUCAUACCGAAACUCUUCUUUAAGUUUAAGAAGACGCUGGAGGAUGCUCGGAACAAGAACACAACUGGACGCGGCUACAACUGGGGCCGCUAGAUGGAGAUGUUUUGCUGCUAUCUUCUCGGCAUACUUUCUUUUCUUCUCAAUCUGAACUGCCCCUCCACCCCUCCCCCCGGAAUUACUGUUUUUUCCCC
Durotheca rogersii is the source of this 2241-nucleotide messenger RNA. RefSeq lists its product as uncharacterized. Gene Ontology annotation, cellular component: nucleus. The transcript has 2 exons. The record is from RefSeq and is a predicted model, not a curated record. Lineage: Eukaryota; Fungi; Ascomycota; Sordariomycetes; Xylariales; Xylariaceae. Bases 383 to 2143 code for a protein of 586 amino acids.